Molecule: messenger RNA, 5564 nt
Organism: Pseudoliparis swirei
Lineage: Eukaryota; Metazoa; Chordata; Actinopteri; Perciformes; Liparidae
Gene: itga9
Product: integrin, alpha 9
Exons: 28
Coding region: 212-3307 (1031 amino acids)
Biological process (GO): cell-cell adhesion; integrin-mediated signaling pathway; cell-matrix adhesion
Cellular component (GO): external side of plasma membrane; integrin complex
Molecular function (GO): integrin binding
Source: RefSeq, a predicted model, not a curated record
UGGAGAGAAGCUGACGCACCGUUAUUUACCGGACCGUUAACUUUCCUGCUCACGCUCUCCUCAUGCCAUCACAGCUUACACGCUGCGUUAGACCAGGAGGAUACAACUGCGAGAUAGUUGUGAAAUAGUUUGAGCACUGAAGAGCUGAAGAUUUAUCUUAAUUGUUUUUUUCUUCCCCUUCUUUUUGGAAGCUUGUACUGCGUUAUUACGCAUGACGCGCGAAGAGAUGGCUUCACUUUGGAGACACACAAGAGGAGUACAACAUAUUUUGUGUGCUUAUCUCUCUAUUUCAGUGGUUUAUUCUUACAAUAUAGACUUAGAACAUCCUUUGGUAUUUCGCGGACCAAAUUCUAGUUUUUUCGGCUAUUCUGUGCUGGAGCAUUAUCAUGACAACACACGCUGGGUAAUAGUAGGGGCUCCAAAGGCCAACUCAACCUACAGUAGCUCUGUGCACUCUCCUGGAGCGGUAUAUAAGUGUCGAAUUCACAGCAACCCAGAGCGCCGCUGCACAGAAAUGGAUCUGGGAAGAGGGAACAAGCCGAGGGAGUCGUGUGGGAAGACGUGCCAAGGAGACAGGGAUGAUGAGUGGAUGGGGGUCAGCCUGGCCCGGCAGGACAGAGCCAAUGGCAACAUUUUGGCCUGUGCUCACCGCUGGAAAAACGUCUACUACGACUCGGAGCAUAUCCUUCCACACGGGUACUGCUCCAUCAUUCCUCCCACUCUCCAGGGCAGGACGAAGCCGCUCAUCCCUUGUUAUGAAGACUAUAAGCAGAAGUAUGGGGAAGAGCACGGCUCGUGCCAAGCCGGGAUAGCGGGAGUUUUUACGGAGGAGCUGGUGGUGAUGGGGGCCCCGGGGUCAUACUACUGGACCGGGACGAUCAAGGUGUACAACCUGACUUCUGACUCGUUCUACAGCCCCAACAAAGAAGACGUCGACUCUCACCGAUACAGCUACCUUGGCUACGCCGUGACUGCUGGACACUUCUCCUCUCCUAAUGUCAUAGACAUCGCUGCAGGGGCGCCUCAGCACAGCGGCAGUGGAAAAGUUUACAUUUUCAAAAUCGACGGUGUGUCUUUGGUGAAGAGCUUUCAAGCCUCAGGGAGAAUGAUGGGCUCUUACUUUGGCUCCUCAUUGUGUGCAGUUGAUCUGAACCAGGACGGCUUGUCGGACCUGCUGGUGGGGGCACCCAUGCACAGCCAGCUCCGGGAUGAGGGCCAGGUGUCUGUGUACCUCAGCAAGGGCAAUGGGGUGAUGGAGGAAGAUGGUGUUUUGAGUGGUGACAAUGCUUUCAAUGCACACUUUGGAGAAUGCAUUUCUGCAAUUGGAGACAUAGAUGAUGAUGGAUAUCAAGAUGUAGCCAUAGGAGCCCCGAAAGAGGAUGACUAUGGAGGAGCUGUUUAUAUCUACCAUGGGGACGCCAAAGGAAUCAUCAGAAAAUACUCGAUGAAACUGUCUGGGCGCAGUGUGAACCCUGGUCUGCAGAUGUUUGGCCAGUCAAUCUCCGGUAAUGUGGACAUGGAUGGCAAUGGAUACGCAGAUGUUACUAUUGGAGCUUUCAUGUCAGAUAGUGUGGUAAUGCUGAGAACUCGGCCUGUCAUUACGGUGGAUGUCUCCAUCUUCCUGCCCGUCUCCAUCAACAUCUCUGUGCCGCAGUGCCACGAGGGCCACCAGAACCUAAACUGCUUCAACGUCACCGUCUGCAUGCGCUUCAGGGGAAGACAGCUGCCAGGACAGAUAAAUUUGCUGUACAACCUGACAGCUGACGUGGACAAGCGACAGAAGAGCGCGCCUUCCCGGGUCUACUUCACUCAAAGCGGUUCUCAGAUCAGCCAGAUAAGCCAUCAGAUCAGCUUAGACUUCAACAGGGAGGAGUGCCAGCGCUACACGGCCUACGUUAAGAAAGACGUGAAGGACGUGUUCACAGCCAUCACGUUCGAGGUGGCGUACAGCCUGGGGAAGCAUGUGCUGUCGGGAGACCCGGAGCGAGACCUGCCGGCGCUCACUCCCGUGCUGCGAUGGAGGAAAGGAAACAAGAUCGCAGCGCGGAACGAGACUUGGUUCGAGAAGAACUGCCUUUCAGACGACUGUGCUGCGGACCUGAGGCUUCAUGGGAAACUGUUGCUCUCUGGGUUGCAUAGCAAACCCCAUCUGGCCCUCGGAGGAGUGAAGAACGUCUCGAUGAACCUGACCAUCUCUAACGCUGGGGACGACGCCUACGACACCAACAUCUACUUCCACUUCUCCAGAGAAGUUUCCUACAUCAACUUCUGGCAGAAGGAAGAGAAGGGCAUUUCCUGUGGACUUGUUGAUUUGGACUUCCUGAAAUGCAGCGUGGGAUUUCCAUUCAUGAGAGCGCAGACUAAGUAUCAUUUUGCAGUGAUUUUUGACACGAGCCAGCUCUCUGGGCAAAAUGACACAUUGCAGUUCUUAGUUCAAGCAAAAAGCGCCAAUCCUGAGCACAACCUCUCUGACAACACUUUGGACCUGUCCAUCCCUCUGGUUCAUGAGACCGACACGACUAUUACUGGUGUGGUGACACCGAGCUCCUUUGUGUACGGGAACUACAUCGACGCCUCUCGCUUCGUCCAGUUGGAAGACAUGGAGUGUAACUUUCAGCCUCUUAAUCUCACCUUUCAGGCCAUAAACAAGGGGCCCAGCAGGUUGCCUGGCUCCACUGUGGACAUCAGGAUACCCAACCGGCUGGUUGGCAGCGGAGCUGACAUGUUCCACAUGAUUGAAACACAGGUCGCCGAGGGCAGAGGAAACUGCACCCCUCACAGGAACCCGACGCCGUGCACCAUCCCCCAAGACAGAGAGAACAUCUUCCACUCCAUCUUUGCCUUCUUUACCAAAUCAGGACGCAAAGUCUUAGACUGUGACCGGCCUGGAAGAGCUUGUAUGACAAUCUCCUGCAGUCUGGGCCCACAAUUAAAAGAAGAAGCUCUGAGCAUAGAUAUCAAGCUUCUAGUCAACACUGAAAUUAUCAAGAGGGAUAGCUCCUCUGUGAUCCAGUUUGUGAUGAGGGGCAGCGUGCAGGUCAACGACAGGGCUGUGGAGGUGCCCAAUGGCCUGCCAGAAGACAUUUCUCUGGUGUUCGAGGCCCUCCACAGUCAGGAGCCGAAGGGUUACGUAGUCGGCUGGAUCAUUGCCAUCAGUCUGUUGGUGGGCAUCCUCAUCUUUUUGCUGUUAGCUGUGCUACUCUGGAAGAUGGGAUUCUUCCGUCGGCACUACAGAGAGAUCAUCGAGGCUGAAAAGAACCGAAAGGACAGUGAUGAAAGCUGGGACUGGAUGGAAAAGAACCACUGAGACUUGUAGUGGGGGUCCCACAGGAGCCAAUGAGAUUAGGGAUUGGGUCGAGAAAGAUCCAAUAGCACGUGGUCUCGCAGCCCAGCCGCCCCAGUGGCACCAGGCCCUUCAGUCUUCCAUAUGUGGAAGAAAAGCAUAUUCUCCACAUUUUUUGGAGACUUGAUAUUUUUGUGUGGGUGGUGGUCCAGGAAACAGGCUUCUGACGUGACAGUGUGGCUUGCCAGAGGACACUUGCUGUGGAUUUCAGCCAAUCUCAAAGGAGGAAACUCCCAGCCAGCGAGAGUGGAGCUGUUGAUGGAGAGCCACAUCCUUAUGGGGAUGUAGCGACAGCAUGAAUACUGGUGGACAAUAAACCCUCAGGGCAAAUUUAUUUUUAUACCUACACGUUAAGCCAUAUUGUAUAAAACUGGGCUUCAAGAAGCGAUGGGGUUUUGACGGCCAUUAUAAACAUACUGUAUCUCCAGUAUGUUUUCCUAAAAGCACUGAUGUUUGAUAAGAAUGAAUGCCUUGGCUUCAUAGCUUUACUUUUUAUGCCAAAGAUAUGUCCUGUAAAGUAUAUGAUUGGAGUUGUUUGUAUAUUCAGUUCUUCCUGGGAGUGAGAGAUUGUAUCUUUUCUGUUCUAUUUCCGACUUAUGAAUAUCUGGUUUACACAUCUGACUCCCACCGAUAAUAAGCCGGAGCUAAUUCAAUGUUUCAGACCCACACACCAAGGAUUAAAUCGCUGCGCCCCCCUCAUGUCAUCCGCUAGUGCUGUCCGGGUUUGUCGCAGUAAACGCGCUCUCUGGGGUCAUUACGACAAAGCUCAGGAUGUGGGAAUCAACCGCACAGCAGAGGUCUCUAUUAACCUUUUAUUUACCAUGUUUCCUUUAUUGCCCACGUGUGAAGCAGUUGAAUUAUACAUUUCAAGCGUUGGGACUUUUCAUAAGCAUUCCAUUUGUUAUGGUCUGGCUUUGAAGCAGUCCAUUGUAGUUGAGAAAAGUGGAUGUAACAAAGUGAUUUUGUCUAUUUUAAAUUGGAAUGAACAAAUGCUUGCUAAGUGCAAUGUGCAAAUGAGUUAAGUGAAUUAUCGGAAGCUGUUUUUGCAAGAAUCUGUCGCUCAGGUACGCAGCUGACUUUCUAGAUGGAUCCCUAAAGGUUUCCAGGUUCAAGUGAAGACUGAAAUGUUGUGGGAUAGGAUUCAUAUACAUCACGGCAAGAGUCCUGAUCAUGUUUUAAUUCCAAAACCUUUCCAGACUUCUCCUAAUCAGACCAUAUGUAAUGUUCCCGUUCUGUUGUUAUGCAUUGGGUUUUAGUGUGAAAUAUGAGAUGCAUUACUCUCCACGGCCAGAUGAAAGUCUGCGAUGGGAGUCCACCGUCAGUCAUUUACAGGGGCCCGUGCCAUGAGUAAUGCCCUAAAAAUAGGUGGGAAUGUGCUGCACUCAAUCACUUCACAUAAACGAGCUCUUUGGGGCUCAUGGGAAAAGUUCAUUUUAAGUCAACAUGAAGGAAUGUCAGCUCCCCAAAAAUCUGCCACGAUUAAAGUUCACAGCUUCUCAGUACUCACAUUGUACAGCACAUGUUCCCGAGAGUUGUUCAAGCGCCGCGUUUGAUUGUGAAUGAAAGUUGACAGAAGACAGCAAAGUACAUUUUAUAUUAUAGUUACUGAAAGAAAUAAGAAUAGUAACUAUUUUAUACAUUUGUGGAGCUUUAUCGCAAAUUUAACAUCAAGAAAAGUAAAUCUUGCACCCAAAAAUAUGUUUAUUUGGAUGUCAGUUUUGCAGAAUGUAUCUAUGAUAAUAAGAUGUCAUCAAAUCAAUUCAGAUAUUUUGCAGUAGUCUGGAGUCUGAUUCAAAUGAGCAAAGCCAAAGAACAAAAUCUAUGUUUUCAUAAGUGUCACACUUCCGUGCUGACACACUUUACGGCUCACUAUGAUUGCUUGGCUUUCUGAUUUCUGCUGUAUGAACCUUUUAUUGAUCCGAUAGGGUUUAUUUUGACAUUUAAUUCCACUGGCAUGACAGCAUAUACUGUACACAUUCACGUCCUCCCUAUUCUGUUAAACCGAUGCGACCUGUAUGCAGAGAAACCGACACUUGACCAUUUAUUAAUAAAUUUGAACUGAUGCUCGUGGACACCGUCAGUCGCACCGUUAUUUGGGUUUUUUGUUCUGAGUAUACUACUGUCACUGAAUAUAAUGUUCACUAUAGUGUGUAUGUUUGAUUUUGAAAGUCAUGUUGGAGCUGUAUAUUUAUCUGUUGAAAAAUAAUUUUGAGUGAAAUUC